Molecule: messenger RNA, 705 nt
Organism: Helobdella robusta
Lineage: Eukaryota; Metazoa; Annelida; Clitellata; Rhynchobdellida; Glossiphoniidae
Exons: 1
Coding region: 1-705 (234 amino acids)
Source: RefSeq, a predicted model, not a curated record
AUGGAUAAUAAUCUAAUUUCCUGUUGUUGUGGUAAGCAGUGCAAAGGUAAAAAGGGCCUAAGAACGCACCAAAUUACCACAACUAUCACUUCCGCCUCACCAUCGAGCGACUCCAUCGACGUCGUCGUCAGCGAUGUCGCCGCGGCAGAGAUACCACUACCAUCGUCCCCGCUUCACCAACAGACAUCUCCAUGGUCGUCAUCGUCAGCAAAUACCGUCAUAAAAGAUACUCCACUUCCAGGGAUAAAGCUACCUAAAACAACAAUUCAAUGGUCUGAGGCCAACGCAUACUUCCAUUCUCAAAGAUCAGCUCUACCAAACAUCACCGACAUUGAUAACUUCACCAUCAAUUUCCAGUCAUCAAUAUACAACUACUUUGCCUCAACCUACGGCACAAUUAAAAAACAAACAAAUUCGACAACAACAUUCGACAAACCAAUCAACAAACUAAAGAAGGAAUUGAAACAACUAAAGCUGCUAGGCCGUAACAACCACAACUUCGACUUUCAAAUUAAAACGCUAAGCAAACAAAUAAGAUCAAGGAUAGCAUCAACAAAGCGAAAUAAACUUGAAAAAACACUCAAUAUCACAAACCAAUUAAAACACAAAUUUUGGGCGACGUGUGAAAAAUUAUUCAACCCGACGCCUAAUUUGCUACCUCAGUUUGGCGUCGAUAAAUGUAAACAAUUUUCAACAACAUUUUAA